Staurois parvus is the source of this 467-nucleotide messenger RNA. The record is from the annotation of a GenBank genome assembly. Lineage: Eukaryota; Metazoa; Chordata; Amphibia; Anura; Ranidae.
UAUAGGGUCCACCACCUCAGCUGGGAGACCUGAUUGAAUUUUUCCGGCCUUUGUACCAGCACUGGGGAAUAUACGUAGGGAAUGGCUAUGUUGUCCAUCUCACAGAUCAAGAAGGCUGGUCAAGCUUGUCAUCAGCUCUUGGUGGCUCUGCAGUGGUGAGAAAAGAUCGCCUGGAACAUGUUGCACGUCGGUGCAAUUACAGAGUGAAUAAUAAAUUUGAUCAGAAGAUGAGUCCGUACCCCUCAGAAAAGGUGGUGCAAGCAGCACUGCAGCAAGUGGGUCAGAUAAUGCCAUACAGUGUCACCAGUGCCAACUGUGAACAUUUUGUGACAGAACUACGAUAUGGAAACUGCUUCUCUGAGCAGGUUGCUAAUGUUGCCCUUUGCACAGCAGUUGGAGGAGGAAUACUAGCAGCAGCAUUAGCCACCCUUGCUAUUAUUACAAGGAGCAGACGGCAGAACCAGUAG